GCAACACCUGCCCUAGUUGCCGUUUCAUCACUUAGUCUUCUCUUCACUACCAUCAAGAUGGCUGGAAACUUUCAGGAAAUCGCGAAGCAAUUCGUCGAGUAUUACUACCAGACCUUUGACGCCAACCGCGCCGGCCUUGCUCCUCUCUACCGCGACCACUCGAUGCUCACAUUUGAGGCGCAAGGAGUGCAGGGAACGCAGGCCAUUGUUGAGAAGCUCCAGACCCUGCCCUUCCAGCAGAUACAACACCGUACCGAUUCCGUCGACGCUCAGCCAUCCGCUGAUGACGGUAUCCUUGUCAUGGUCACCGGCGCCCUUUUGGUCGAAGGCAACGACAGGCCAAUGAGCUUCACCCAGGCUUUCCAGCUCAAGGCCGACUCCGGCAACUACUACGUCUUCAACGACAUCUUCCGACUCGUAUACCCCGCCGCGUAAGCAGCCUGCUCAGGUCUUCGAGACCACUUACGCGAUUCGCGAUUUCUUUCUGGGUUUGGAGCAUUUUGGCGGCGAAGGCACUAUAUGGAAGGUGGGAAAAGUGGAGGGAUCGCAUGAGCAUGGAAGUGUACUUGGUGCGCAGACUGCCAACCUUUGCCACGGCUGAUCGUCUAAGUACGAGGCCACUCAUGAUAUCUCACACGAAAGGAUCAGUCGAAAUAUACUCAAAGUUGAACACAAUCUGGGUCGGUUUGUCUGAAUGUGAUUUUCCGGCUUAGCUCUGCCUUGCAACGAA
Molecule: messenger RNA, 730 nt
Organism: Dothidotthia symphoricarpi CBS 119687
Lineage: Eukaryota; Fungi; Ascomycota; Dothideomycetes; Pleosporales; Dothidotthiaceae
Product: putative nuclear transport factor 2
Exons: 6
Coding region: 58-435 (125 amino acids)
Biological process (GO): protein import into nucleus
Cellular component (GO): nuclear pore central transport channel
Source: RefSeq, a predicted model, not a curated record